AUGUUGAAGACGAUGGCCGUCAAUGACCUUUAUGUCAAGCUUUCCUAUCGUAACGAGGAGGAUGGUUUUACCGUGUGCCAGACAACCGUCAAGAAGGAUGAUGGUAGCCAAGCAGUUUGGGAUGAGAUCUUUGACUUUCCUGAUCACGUGGUCGAACUUUACGUUGAAGUGAUGGAUCAGACAAACGGUGUCGAUGAGCUUGUUGGUUUCGCUGCUAUUCCCUUGCACCAACAUUGUCAUGGUAUCUUCACCAUCUUUGGUAUUCAAGGCGAGGUCGCUGGUGCUGUUCUUAUGACUUUUGAGUACAACAUUGACAUCCCAGAAUACCAAGGACUCAUUGUUCAUCGUCGUUCUAACUUCGACGAGGAGCACAUGGUGCGUGUUCAGGAGCUGCAGCAGAAGGCUAUCGCUUUUGAUGAUGCCAUCCAGAGGGAACAAGAAAGUCUUUCUCGUGGUAUCGGUGUCGGUGAUGGUGCUAGUAGCUUUGACAAGAAGCUUUUUGAAACCUAUAAGGCCGUAAAGGAUGCUGAAUGGGAGGCCCAGAGAGCCGCUUAUGCUUAA
Molecule: messenger RNA, 561 nt
Organism: Lichtheimia ornata
Lineage: Eukaryota; Fungi; Mucoromycota; Mucoromycetes; Mucorales; Lichtheimiaceae
Exons: 1
Coding region: 1-561 (186 amino acids)
Source: RefSeq, a predicted model, not a curated record